CUUGUAACAGCACAAACACAUCCUUUGAACAUACCCAAGUACUUACAAUUUAAACAUUGAACUGAUAACCCUUUUCUUCAUUGUUUUCAUUGUUGUUUCUCUUUGAUGGAAUACCUCCUUCACUUGUUGACGUUGUUUUGACCUCUAACUAUCGUUACUCUAAGCUUAAAUCUAGAAAGUAUUGCGUAUAAAGACUUUAACACGCACAAAUAAUUAUGAAGUGAAGUCGAAUAGUAUGAAUGGACUUCCAUUUNCCCCCCCCCCCCCCCGGCAAAUCUGAAGGAAUACUUAAAUUAAAUACCCAAGUACUUUGAACAUACCCAAGUACUUGUUGACGUGACUACAUUGGUGGUACGCAUGCACCUAAACCUAAGAGUGACUACACCAAUGGUUAAACAAGUCUAAUUACUCAGUAUGAUAUAUGAACAAACUUUAAGAUGCUUUACUGGGCCAGAGACGAGAAAAAAUAAUAUGCAAAGUGGAACGUUAUUGCUGCAUUUUGUCUUGUACAGUUAACAACUACUAGUAUUACGUGCUUUGUUAACGAAUCUACUAAUCCAGAUUAUUAUAAUGGUCAUCCCUUUGGCAGCUAGCUAGAUCCGCUCUUUGAGUGCAAUUAUGAGUUAACUAAUCAACAACAAAGAGAUUAUCCAAAACAAUAUUACUCAAUAUAGGGAGGUUAUUGCUCAGAGGUCAGGGAGCCACAGAAUAUACUCACUGUUCACUUUUAUGCCCAAAACAUUCUUAAACAUGCACAUGAACACAAUUGUUAGUCAAAUAUCACACAGAAAGCCCAUACGCACAAUACUGAUGAAAGAAAAAUACCAACAGAUGAAAAUCAUGCUUGUAUGUGCAAUGAGAAUGCGCAGACUAGGACCGUAUAAAGUGCGUGUGUUGGCAACCAUCCUCUUGACAUCAACUAUAAACAUUUCAACAGUGACAUCAUACAUCCCGGACUCAACUCGUUCACUUAUGGUUUUCAAAUUUGGCAUAGUAAACUCAUAAGGCCAGUCAUACAUAACCAAGUAUAUAAAAAAACUUGAAAACAUGACUUGAUGAAAUUUACCGAAAGGAUCAGUGAUAACAUGUAGCACAUCAACUUGAUAAUUGAAAGCCCCAGCGUCAGUAUGAUUAUUCAUUAACUGCUUCAACAUUUUCAUUUCAAUUGCCCAGUUAGUAAAAAUCCAAGUAACAAAUAAUGUGGAACACUUUUUUCCACACACACAUGUAUGGAAAAAAGUGUUCCACAUUAUUUGUUACUUGAGUUUUCAGUUUUUACUAAAUGGGCAAGUGAAAAUGAAAAUGUAAAAGAAGUCAAUGAAUAAUCAUGCUGACGUUGGGGCUUUCAAUGAUCAAGUUGAUCUGCUACAACAUGUCAUCACUGAUCCCAUAGGUAAAUUUCAUCAAGUUGAUGUUCUCAAGUUUUUUUAUAUUACUGGUUGUUUUGUAUGGCUGGCCUUAUGAGCUUACAAUGCCAGAUCUCAAGACCAUAAGUGAACAAAUUGAGUCCGAGAUGUAUGAUGUCACUGUUGAAAUGUUUAUAGCUGAUGUCAAGAAGAUGGUUGCCAACACACGCACUUUAUACAGUCCCCAAUCUGCGCAUUCUGUGUGCAUAUGGGCAGACAUGCAUGAUUUUCAGCUGUUGAUAUUUUUCUUUCAUCAGCAGUGUGCAUAUGGGCUUUCUGUGUGAUAUUUGACUAACAAUUGUGUUCAUGUGUAAAUUUGAAAAGGUUUUUGACAUAAAAAUGAACUGUGAGUAUAUUCUGUGGCUACCUGACCUGAGAGCACUAACCUCCCUAUAUUGAGUAAUAUUGUUUUGGACAAUCUCUUUGUUGUGAUUAGUUAACUCAAAAUUGCACUCAAAGUGCGGAUCUAGCUAGCUGUCAAAGGGAUUACCAUCAUAAUAAUUUGGCUUAGUAGAAUCGUUAACUAAGCAAAUAAUACUAGUAGCUGUUAACUGCACAAGAUAAAGGCAAGAAUAAUGUUCCACUUUGCAUAUUAUUUUUUCUCGUCUCUGUCCUAGCAAAGUAUCUUAAAGUUUGUUCAUAUAUCAUACCAAAUAAUUAGACUUGUUUGGGGGGGUGCGUGUCAAGUUUGCGAACCAAAAUGGAAGUCCAUUCAUAAUAUUCAACUUCGCUUGAGAAUUAUUUGUAUGUGUUAAAGUCAUUAUACGCAAUACUUUCUGGAUUUAGCUUAGAGUGCCGCUAGUUAGAGGUCAAAACAAUGUCAACAAGUGAAAGAGGUAUCCGGUUAUGUCUUACCUCAGCAGUGGUUAGGUUAUCUUUUUCAGCUUGGUCACCCUUUGGCUCUGCAAUUGUCUGGUUGAGUUUUCCAUUAGAAGCAUCCUGUUUACCUUUUAAAUUAACUGUUGUGUGCUCGUCUUUUUUCUUCACAACUGAAGUCUACUUAUUUAUUGCCCCUAGAGCAGUCUUUUG
Molecule: messenger RNA, 2435 nt
Organism: Cuscuta campestris
Lineage: Eukaryota; Viridiplantae; Streptophyta; Magnoliopsida; Solanales; Convolvulaceae
Source: the annotation of a GenBank genome assembly